Molecule: messenger RNA, 3213 nt
Organism: Ilex paraguariensis (yerba mate)
Lineage: Eukaryota; Viridiplantae; Streptophyta; Magnoliopsida; Aquifoliales; Aquifoliaceae
Source: the annotation of a GenBank genome assembly
AUGGUGUUGGGUACUUUUUGCUCCAAAAAUGGGACAGCUAUGGCUCGUCUUCAACGUAUUUUGGGAACUCGAAAGGCAGUCCUCCGGAAGGAGCAGGCGAUGGCUUAUGCUCGUGCUUUAGUUGCCGGAUUUGAAAUUGACUACAUAGAUGAUCUAAUAUCUUUUGCUGAUGCUUUUGGAGCUUCACGUUUGAGGGAAGCAUGCAUAAAUUUCAUUGAAUUGUGCAAAAAAAAGAACGAUGAUAGAGUCUGGAUGGAUGAAAUAGCAGCAAUGCAGGCAUGCUCUUAUCCAGAAUUGUCAUAUUCGGGUACAUCUGGAAUCGUUCUUGCUGGUGAAGAUAAUUAUCCUAGUCAAGAUAUCAUGAAUGCCCAAAAUGGUGGUCCCCCUAGUAGAAAUCAGGAUGGCUCUAUAAAUGCGUCAGAAUCUGACACAACCACGAGCUCUGGAAGUUUAAACCCUAACCAAGAUGGGAAACCUCAAGUGCCAAUGUCAUGGGCAACCCAUCUUCCUCAGUACAUGCACAAUCUUCAGGGUCCUCUAUUUCAACAAAUGCCCCCAUAUCCAGGGUACCCUUUUCCUGGCAUGCAACUUGCCCCUCCAUACUACUCAGGAAAUGUGCAAUGGCCUCCAAACGUGGAAGAAUCUGGGCAGGGUCUUAAUUGGGAACACGAUUAUCGGCGGAAUCGUCCAUCUAAAAAAAGUAAAGAGAAAUAUUCACAUCGAAAAGGGUCAAGAAUUUUGGAAGAAGAUGAUAUGACAGAUCCCAGUAACUCCAGUUCUGAAAAUGGUUCAGAUGACUACGAAGAACAUGAGAAAAAAGGUUCUUUGAUUGAGAAGCUCCAUGCAAGAAAGCAUGGGAAGAGGUCCUCACGAAAGGUGGUUAUACGCAAUAUAAAUUACAUCACUUCCAAAAGAGAUGGAGAAAAGGGCAGUGGCUCUGAGUGUAAUUCAUCUGAUGAGGAUGGAUUCAUUGAUGGGGAUUCUCUCAAGCAGCAUGUAGAGGAAGCUGUUGGGUCUUUGGAGAGACACCAUAAAUCAACCUCUCGUGGUAAAAAGAAGCGUGAUGGGAGCAUACACCAUGAUGGGACAACUGGUGCUGCAGAUCAGCAUGAUGAGAAUGUAGUUGCAAACAAUUUUGAAGGACAGACAAGAAAUGAGAGCUGGGAUAUGUUCCAGAACCUUCUUAUGAAGGAGGCCGAUUCAGGAGCUAAUGGCAUGGACUCGCAAUCUGCACACAUUGAGGAGUUUUUGACAACCAAGACAUCUGCGGAAAGAAUGCCUAUUGAAUUUAAUAUGGAAUCCAAAGUGACAAAACAUUGUGUGGUUUCAACUGAUUCCUUUUUCAUGACUGAGAGGGUUACAGGAAGUGAUGGUAAAACUGGCAUAGCAAAUUUUGAAUCUGGGGAAUAUAUCCGUCCGGUUACUAAGAGAGAUAGCACGUAUGAGGAAUUGUUACUCACGCAGAGAGAGAAAGAAUCAGAAAGCCAUUUGCAUGGUACUUUAUCAGAUUCUUUCACUGAAUCUUCCAUUGUCAAGAGUCGAAGAGAAGAUUUUUUCAUUUCCAACCAACCAAAUAUUUCAACAAAUCAGGAUGGAAGCAUAGACCACAGCUACAGUUCAUCUUUCGUAGUUGAUCAUUUCCAGUCCAGCAAAAAUAAAAAAGAUGUUGUCGAUGAUUCUUUCAUGGUUCAAGCUCGACCAAUACACAACUUAUCUGAUUCUGAACUGAGGACAGACAUAUUCAUGGUUUCGGAUGUUGUCGGAGACUCCCAACCAAGGCAAAACACACCAGACAAUACACAAGAGAAAGCUGAAGCUACCAAUGUCUAUGAGCCAGAUGAUCUGUACGUGGUGCUUGGGCGGGAUUCAGCUGUAGAUCAAGCUUUGGUAUCUUGGAAUCCUGAAAUGGAUUACGGAAAUAACAGUUCCUUCAGUGAAGCUGUUAAAAGGCAAUCUGAUGUUGCAACCACCGAUUGUGUUGACGCUAAGCAGGGAGCCAACGCUGGAAUUACUGGAUCUUCUGAAGAGAAAGGUAUGAGUAAAGAAGCAAGAUCUAAAGCUUCAGCCAAGUCUCUUGGAAAGAGUAAAUCUGAGAUCCUUUCCAGGAGCAACAAACCUUCUUCCGGAAGCAGAACCAUGGUUCAGAAGAGCAAAUCUGUGAAGGAAGAAGAGACUAGGAAGAAAAUGGAGGAGUUAUUGAUUCAACGUCAGAAGAGAAUUGCUGAAAGAAGUGCUGUUCGUGCAACAUCUAAGAGGACGCCAGAAGAGAGCCAGAAAACGAUAGCUUCCCAGAAAAAUGAGAAACAAAAAGUGCAGAACCCAACUACAGAGAUAAAGCAUCAAAACAAGACAGUCCUCAGGAGUUCCACCAUAGAUCGUCUUGCAGCUGCACGCACAACUCACAAGCUAUCAGAUACUGAAGUAAAACCUGGCCAGCCUAAAAAGCCAACCCUGAAGAGUAAUGGUCUUGUGGGUACUUCCUCGUCACAGAAGACAGGUGGAGCUGAGAACAAGAAACUGAACUCCAACAAGGUUAGACCUUCAGAUAAGAAAAAUAGUCCAAAGAACUCAAAUGGAUUGGAUUCCUCUGUAUCUGAUGUUAAGGGGGAGAAGGAUUGCAUGGAUGCCAUGACAGCUUUGCCAGCAGAAUUCAGCACUGCCCAAUCAACUCAACCCUCUGCUGUGAUCGAUGAUUCUGAAAACAUUAAGGGGCUACAUAUAACUCCAAUCGAGAACAAUAAACGAGAUAUGAGUUCACAAGGGGCUGUUUUGGAUGACAAGAGCUACACUGUGAUUUCUUAUAAAGAUAACUUAUCCGUGCCUACUGAAAACCACUCUGGACAACUGGAUUGCUUGAAUAGUGACAAGAAGUUGACAUCUAAGCCAUCUCCAGUUCUUCUUGAGGGCACGCCAGUUUCUGAAGAUCCUGGUGGAUGUACGCCUGAUACGACACCACCCACAUUGCCUGGCAAAGCUUUGAAUUCCACUGCUAUGGACAUUGAUAAUGAUGGUGUGGCAAAUAAGACAUUCUCCUUAUCUUCUGAAAUUUCUGUGAUAGAAAUCUCAACUCCACCACCAGAUAAUGAAAUGAACCCGGAACUCACUCACUCAAGGAAGAAAUGGAACAGUGAUGAAAACUCGCCUAAAGCUGCCAAGGGGUUCAGAAAGCUUCUAUUGUUUGGUCGGAAAAGCAAAAACUCUCCAAUGGAUUGA